This is a messenger RNA of Oncorhynchus tshawytscha (Chinook salmon), 1567 nucleotides long. RefSeq names its product extensin-3-like. The record is from RefSeq and is a predicted model, not a curated record. The transcript is spliced from 2 exons. Lineage: Eukaryota; Metazoa; Chordata; Actinopteri; Salmoniformes; Salmonidae. The annotation marks the transcript as partial.
CGCUGUCUUAGGCAUCUCACAGUACGGCAUUGCAAGUUAUUGCCCUGGCCACAUCUGCAGUCCUCAUGCCUCCAGCACCAUCCUCCAGCACCAUCCUCCAGCACCAUCCUCCAGCACCAUCCUCCAGCGCCAUCCUCCAGCACCAUCCUCCAGCACCAUCCUCCAGAACCACCCUCCAGAACCAUCCUCCUGCACCAUCCUCCAGAACCACCCUCCAGAACCAUCCUCCAGCACCAUCCUCCAGAACCACCCUCCAGAACCAUCCUCCAAGCACCAUCCUCCAGCACCAUCCUCCAGCACCAUCCUCCAGCAUCAUCCUACAGCACCAUCCUCCAGCACCAUCCUCCAGCACCAUCCUCCAGCACCAUCCUCCAGAACCAUCCUCCAGCACCAUCCUCCAGCACCAUCCUCCAGCACCAUCCUCAGACAAUUUGUAGCGCCCUACGGAUACAGUGUAGUGCCCUACAGACACAGUGUAGUGCCCUACAGACACAGUGUAGUGCCCUACGGAUACAGUGUAGUGCCCUACGGAUACAGUGUAGUGCCCUACAAACACAGUGUUGUGCCCUACAGACACAGUGUAGUGCCCUACAGACACAGUGUUGUGCCCUACAGAUACAGUGUAGUGCCCUACAGACACAGUGUAGUGCCCUACGGAUACAGUGUAGUGCCCUACGGAUACAGUGUAGUGCCCUACGGAUACAGUGUAGUGCCCUACAGACACAGUGUAGUGCCCUACGGAUACAGUGUAGUGCCCUACGGAUACAGUGUAGUGCCCUACAGACACAGUGUAGUGCCCUACAGACACAGUGUAGUGCCCUACGGAUACAGUGUAGUGCCCUACGGAUACAGUGUAGUGCCCUACGGAUACAGUGUAGUGCCCUACAGACACAGUGUAGUGCCCUACAGACACAGUGUAGUGCCCUACAGACACAGUGUAGUGCCCUACAGACACAGUGUAGUGCCCUACAGACACAGUGUAGUGCCCUACAGACACAGUGUAGUGCCCUACAGACACAGUGUAGUGCCCUACAGACACAGUGUAGUGCCCUACAGACACAGUGUAGUGCCCUACGGAUACAGUGUAGUGCCCUACAGACACAGUGUAGUGCCCUACAGACACAGUGUAGUGCCCUACAGACACAGUGUAGUGCCCUACAGACACAGUGUAGUGCCCUACGGAUACAGUGUAGUGCCCUACAGACACAGUGUAGUGCCCUACAGACACAGUGUAGUGCCCUACGGAUACAGUGUAGUGCCCUACAGACACAGUGUAGUGCCCUACAGACACAGUGUAGUGCCCUACAGACACAGUGUAGUGCCCUACGGAUACAGUGUAGUGCCCUACGGAUACAGUGUAGUGCCCUACAGACACAGUGUAGUGCCCUACGGAUACAGUGUAGUGCCCUACGGUUGUAGUGUAGUGCCCUACAGACACAGUGUAGUGCCCUACGGAUACAGUGUAGUGCCCUACAGACACAGUGUAGUGCCCUACGGAUACAGUGUAGUGCCCUACGGAUACAGUGUAGUGCCCUACAGACACAGUGUAGUGCCCUACGGAUACAGU